CUUUCCGCGUUUCGACGAUUAUAUCCAUGCGCCAAUCCAUCGUUCCAUACAAAAACCACCAACAAGAGCCUUCAUUGAUUGUACAUAGUACAACCAUUGCUGUGGGGUAAGGUCGGCGAUCUUCGGAACCAUAUAUGCCUCGAUUGAGGCUCCAAGCGAGUUCGCCGUCAGGUUCGCUUGAAAUGCAGGGCGGAGAGGAGAAGCAUCGUUCGCCGGCGCUGUUCGUCAUCCUCGGCGGAGUGGUUUUGCUUCUUCUUAUCCUGCUGCUGGUUUUGUUUUUGUUUCGGAGAUUUGUUAAGCCGGAGAAUCUGCGGCGGCUCUUCGAUCGGAGAACGAAGAAACCUGCAGUAACGAAAGAUGUGCUGAGUGGAAAUCUUCGAACGAUUAGCUACUUCGAUUUCGAGACAUUGAAGAAGGCGACGAAGAACUUCAACCAGAAUCAUCUUCUGGGGAGAGGUGGAUUUGGACCUGUUUUCAUGGGUAAGUUAGAAGAUGGUCGGACAGUAGCCGUAAAGCAACUCUCAGUCGAAAAAUCUCAACAAGGAGAACCGGAGUUCCUAGCGGAGGUGAGGAUGAUCACAAGUAUACAACACAAGAACCUCGUUCGCCUUCUAGGUUGUUGCUUCGAUGGAUCCCAUCGCCUGCUUGUCUACGAGUACAUGAAGAACCGGAGUUUAGACCACAUCGUCUACGGAAAAACAAAUAUAUAUUUGAACUGGACUUCUCGAUUCCAGAUAAUACUCGGGAUUGCUCGAGGAUUGCAAUAUCUCCACGAAGACUCGCAUGUACGAAUUAUUCAUCGGGAUAUUAAAGCGAGCAAUAUUCUCCUUGAUGAGAAAUUCCAUCCCCGAAUCGGGGAUUUUGGAUUGGCUCGGUUUUUUCCGGAAGAUCAAGCUUAUCUUAGUACUAAAUUUGCGGGAACCUUAGGAUACACUGCACCUGAAUAUGCCAUUAGAGGAGAGCUGUCGGAGAAAGCCGACAUCUACAGUUUUGGUGUUCUUGUGCUCGAAAUUAUUAGCUGCCGCAAAAAUACUGACCUCACUCUUCCAUCAGAAAUGCAGUACCUCCCCGAAUAUGCAUGGAAACUAUACGAGAGGGGCAUGUUGGCCAACCUCAUAGAUCCGAGGCUAAAACAAGAUGGCAUUAUCGAAAACGAUGUUCUACAAGUGAUCCGUGUAGCGUUUUUGUGCUUACAACCUCAGGGCGAUUUGAGGCCACCGAUGUCGGAGUUGGUGGCAAUGCUGACGUGUAAGGUCGAAGUGGAUCGGAUACCGGCAAGGCCGACUUUUUUGGACAGGAAGCCAAGGAUAGGAGACAAGAUUUCAUGGGAUUCAAUGUCGGAACCUUUCCCUUCGCUAAAGAGUGAUUCUAUUUCUCCCUCAUUUCUUAGGGUUCCUAAGUAAAAAAAUUGUGUUUGUUUAGUGAAAUUAUUUGAAGAGAUAUUUUUUUAUGUGAGAUAUAGAGAAUUGUGUAAGUAAUAUAAAAAUAAUAAGUUGUAAUAUAUUGAUUUUUAUUUUUAUUUUUUAUUUUUGUAUAUAUAUUAAUUUUUUUUGUAAUAGUAUAUAACUUGGGUGUGUUUAUUUUGU
Molecule: messenger RNA, 1586 nt
Organism: Andrographis paniculata
Lineage: Eukaryota; Viridiplantae; Streptophyta; Magnoliopsida; Lamiales; Acanthaceae
Product: cold-responsive protein kinase 1-like
Exons: 7
Coding region: 135-1403 (422 amino acids)
Biological process (GO): protein phosphorylation
Molecular function (GO): protein kinase activity; ATP binding
Source: RefSeq, a predicted model, not a curated record